Molecule: messenger RNA, 2076 nt
Organism: Eimeria necatrix
Lineage: Eukaryota; Apicomplexa; Conoidasida; Eucoccidiorida; Eimeriidae
Exons: 1
Coding region: 1-2076 (691 amino acids)
Source: RefSeq, a predicted model, not a curated record
AUGCACGAAGAAGUGACCCCGUGCUGCAGGGGCCCCCCCCAAUCGGGCGGAGGGCAAAAGGAGGCGAAGGGAAAAGAACAAGAAGCCUCUUCCCCUGGGUGUCCGCGUGGAGGCCUAGCCCAUCCUUUAGAAGGCCCUCUGCCGGCUUGGGUGCCUGCAUGCGUCACCGAGCUUCUGGCCCCUCCAUGUCGUGUCUGCGAGAUAGCAGUAUUGCCCUGUGAAGAGUUUCUGGCGGUCUGCCCCCAGCACUGCCAUGUGACCAGUGGUCCACUGCAGCCGGCGCGGGGAGCCGCUCCCCAGCCGCAGGCUCCUGUUGAGGGCCCGGGAAGGCAGCGGGAGGCCGACCCCCUACAUAAGGCAGAUUCUUGGGAUCAGGGGCCCCCUGAGACUUCAUUUAACACUUUUUCAGGAGAAAAACACUCAAAAGAUGCCUCUAUUGCUCUGCUUUCCGCCCACGGGCCUGCACACGGCGUGCUAUGCUCCCCGGCAGAGAUGGGCACAGGGAGUCCAUUAGAAAAGCCCGCAGAGUCGUUUGGAGAGGUCGAGGAAGUGGCUCUGGCGCUGUGCGAGUGCAUUCUCUUUCGACUGCAUGCAGCUGCCCGGGGGGCCCUUAAGCCAUUUCUCACAGAAACCUCUGUGAACCAGCAAGGGGGGCCCCCCCCCUCUUCGCUGCUUCCCGUGGGCCCCUGCAGGCUGCUGCUGACACUUACAGGCGAAACCCAUGUAGGAUAUAGUGCUGCUGAGAUGCGCUUGCUGUCGCUGCAGCAGCAGGAGGCGCUUGAGGGGCCCCAGGGGCCCCAGGCCUGUCUGCUGUUGAGGGAGCCCAAAGCAGCAGCCACGCCCUCAGCAACGGCUGCAGAUGCUGCAGCAGCAGCAGCAACAGCAGAGCGGGCAUCGACGCCCGCCUGUGCGCAGCAGCACUGGGCUGCUGCUGCUGUUGCCAGUGUUCUCGAAGAGCUGCGGGCCUCACGCCUGCCGCUGCUGCUUCACCCAAAAGGGGCCGAGCUUUGGGCUCUCAGGCGCCAGCAGCUGCUGGUGUGUGUCCGCCUCCUGCUGCAGCAACAGCAGCAGCAGCAGCAACCCAAGGUGCUUGGGCUGCUUCAGCCACAAACCACCGCGGCAGCUGCAGCAGCGGGUAGAAAUGCUGAGCCGGACUUGCCGCGCGAGAUCCGUUGGCUCGUGAAGACAGCUUCGCAGGGCUUGGGGUGGCAUCAGCAGCAAUUUGACAUCAAGCAGCAGCAGGUGAAGCAGCAUCAAGAUCUGCUGCUGCUGCUUUUGAGGUGCGAACUGGGUUUUUCGCUGUGGCACCUCAGGGUCCGCAGCCACAGCUACCAAGCAGCCGAACAUGCCCACAGGGUGCUGCAGUUCUUCCAAAGCGAAGCGUCGAAGGCUGCUGCUGCUGCUGCUGCUGCUGCUGCUGCAGUGAUAGACAGCGCCACGCUGCCACGGAGUGGAGUUUCUGUUGAGCAGCAGGGGAAAGUUUCUUUUGGUUCACAUUGCCUCGCGCAUGAACUGAAAACGGAAGAAAUGCUUUUCUGGAAAUAUGUUUGCCAGACUAUACCGUCUCACUUCGCCGGUGGGCACCAGCUGCUGCGACUGCUCUCUGUGGAUCUGCAGCAGUUGCUGCAGCAGCAGCUGAGGCAGCAGCGUGCCGAUGCAGCACCGCUGGAGCCCUCUUGGAUUGUUGCGCAGCUGCGCGUGGGAGGCGCUGCUGCUUCACGGGCUGCCGAAACAGCUGAAGAAGGACGACGCAUUCUGUCGCUUUUUCCCACUUGUGAAGCAGCUUGGAGGUUGUGCACCUAUGCCUGCGUCUGCCUCAUAAAGUGGGCAGCAGCAGCAGCAGAUGAAUGCAUGCGGCAGCAGCCGCCGCAGCUGCAAAAGCAGCAGGAGGAGCAGUGGGCAGUAAUAAAGGCCACAGUGCUUCCCCCCUUGCAGGCAUUGGUGCAGGCAGAGGAUGACUGGGCCUCGCACAUGUCUGGUGGUCGUUUUUCGCAGCGCCACAAAGAGACCCUCCAAGAAGAGCUCGAUAUGUUUGUACAGAUAGAAGCCCGCAACUCAUCGCAAUGCGUCUCCUGA